CCAAAAUUGUGUUUUAAAACAACAUUUUGGAUUCAAAGAAUAUCAUCUUCUUCUUUAAGGGUAAGUUGACCAAACCAGAAAGGCAGAUAAACAAAUUCUGCGGACUCUAAAUCUUCCCUCUAAAUGUUGGAUGAUAUCAACCUUGUGAAGGUCUGAAAUGAUUGAAGUUAUUAUGAACGAAACCUUCUUUCUGCAAGAUCUGCCAUGCCAUCAACAGUGGUUAUUGAAUUUCUUCCAUCAUGUGGAUCUCAUCAAUAACAUGAUCCUCAAGACUUUCCAGAGAUCCCCUUCAGUGUCUUAACACAAGAUUCUUGGCUGCAUGUCUCCAUGCUCCAGAGAUAGAUACAAGGUAAAAAGCACAUUUAUGAGUCCAGGAGUUGGACACUUGAGCUUUGAACUACGCCCUAGCCUUGUCUCCCUCGUAAAGAAGAAGAGUAGUAACAAGGUUAAGUCUAAAACUAUUUAAUCAGGAAGUUGUUGAAAAGUGAUUUUCAGAGAAAAAAAAAAGUAUAAAGAUGUCAACUAUGU
Molecule: messenger RNA, 528 nt
Organism: Rubroshorea leprosula
Lineage: Eukaryota; Viridiplantae; Streptophyta; Magnoliopsida; Malvales; Dipterocarpaceae
Source: the annotation of a GenBank genome assembly